GACGCAGCCCACUUGCGCACUUGGAGCAUCAUGGCCGACCGACUCCUGCGGCUCAUGCUGCUGCUGCUGCUCAUGGCGCCGGUGGCGAUGGCGGCGGUCGCCUGCCUCUACAGCUCGUACCCGCCCGACCUGCUCGUGUACACGGCCGACGCCGCGUGCCCGAUCGUCGGCCGAUCGUGCAUCAUCAACUCGACCGACUGCACCGUCGUCAACAACAUCACACUCGACCAAGAGACCAAGACGCUGCCCUUCUUCAACGCGGUUGGCGACCUCUCAUCGUCGACCAUCGUCAACAUGAAGAUUGGCAACAAGACGUCGCUGGUCAUGAAGGACAUGAGAUUUCCGGCGUCGCUCAAGGCGCUGCAAAUCCAAAACAUCUCGCGCAUCGACUUUACGCAGCUCAAGACGCAGUUCCCGUCGACGCUUGUGUCACUGGGCGUCCUCGACUCCAACUUGGAGAUUUUCCCCGCGACGUUUCAGUGGCCCGACCACCUUCGGACCAUGUACGCCGAUCGCCUCAUCCUGGACCAGGAUUGA
Saprolegnia parasitica CBS 223.65 is the source of this 537-nucleotide messenger RNA. RefSeq lists its product as hypothetical. The transcript has 3 exons. NCBI's taxonomy places the organism in Eukaryota, Oomycota, Saprolegniomycetes, Saprolegniales, Saprolegniaceae. The record is from RefSeq and is a predicted model, not a curated record. Bases 31 to 537 code for a protein of 168 amino acids.